GCGGUCACCCCCUCCUUUCUCUCCCUCUCUUUCUCUCCCCCCUUUCCUCCCUCCUCGGUUUUAAAAGCAGGCGGCGGGCGCGCGAGCCCCCCAUUGACUGCCGCAGCGUCCGUCAUGACAGCCGUGAGGGUUGCGCUCGUGCUUCUGGCCUUUCUGCCGAGCGCUCGCGGAGACGUGAGGGCCCGAGACCCCGAGGUGGAGCAGGAGGAUUGGGGGAGAACGUCAGGCGUCAUCAGCGCCACCGAGGAGACCCCCCUGAUGCAGGAUGGAGGAAACUACCCGGCCCGAAGUGGGAACUGGUGCGCCUUGGUGCAGAAGCGUGUGGUCACUGUGGCGGUGGCGUGCGGCACGGAGAAGUACACCAUCAAGUCCCAAAGUCCCUGUCCCAGCGGAACGCCGGACUGUCAUUUGGUCAUGUACAAGCUGUCCACUCGGCCGCUCUACAGGCAGCAGCAGAAGGAGACCACAGCUCUCUUGUGGAGAUGUUGCCCAGGACACGGAGGAGACAACUGUGACGACACAGUCGCCGAUACACAGAUCGACACGGCAAACUCGUCUCUGAUUGGAGGAUCCGAGUUCCCGAGAACGCCCGCAAGUCUCCACACCGCUGGCGUUCUGCCCCAGCAAGAGCACAGCCAGCCAAACAGUGAGCAGAACGACCACCAGGGGUCAGUCAACACGCCGCACAAUGUCAGCCACGUUGAGUCUCCUGUACAUGUCGCAAACGGGGACCGCUCUCGACACCAGGAGCACGCUCAACUUCCUGUCUAUGUACCAAAUCAGGACCGCGCUCAGUCUCCCGCCCCUGUACCAAAUCAGGACCGUGCUCCACAUGGGGACCGCGUCCACACUCCCGUCCGUCUUCCGCAUUCGGACCCUGUCCGAGUUCAAGAACGGGACCCCGGCCAGUACCCUGUCCCCGUCCGGUAUCCCAUCCACGUCCAGGAUCGGGAACCCGCUCAGAACCCCGUCCGUGUCCAGUAUCCGGUCGAGGACCGGGAAGCGGACCCCGACCGGCAUCGCAUCUCGCAUCCUGCCGGAAGACAUGAACAGUGGGAGAGCCUCCAGACCGGCGCAUACCACGAGGAGGAGGAGGAGGAGGAGCCGGCAAGGUCCCAUCCCGCCGUCCCCGCAGCGCUGCCCGUCCCCCACGUGGUGGCGCUGCUGAUGUCUCAGCUGCAGCGCCCCCUGCAGCUCUUCAACCACUCGCUGGAGCAGCUGGAACGGCGGCUGGGCGAGCUGGCCCGAGACGUGGCCGAGCUCAAGGGCGCCCGGCGCCUGGAGCGAGACCUGCGCGACGACUACGAGCGCCGUCUGGACGCCAAGGUGGAGCAAAGCGUCCAGCAGGUGGCGGCAUUGCGCGGGCAGCUGGAAAGCGGCCUGCAUUCGCAGCAUGCGACGCUGCACUACAACAUGAGCAACUUGAAGGCCGACCUGGACCUCAAACUCAAGCGACACAACAAGAUGCUGCAGGCCAGCCUGCAGGCCAUGAACGCCAGCCUGGCGGAGCUCAAGCUGGACCAGGAACUGGAGCAGCAGCAAGAGCAGGAAAGGCAACAGGAAGCCCGAGUGGAGGCGCCCGUGGGGGAGGCGGCGCACGCGGUGACCUCGACCGACGCCCUGUGGGAUGCCAUCGAGCGUCUGGACAACAGGGUGGUCAACAACACCAUAGCGGUGGACGGGCUGGCGGAGGACCUGGCGCUGACGUCGGGCGGCGUCCGGCAACUGCAACGCGACGCCAAGGCGCUGGACGAGCGCCUCAAGCAGACGGCGCGCACCGGCCAGGUGCUGUUCAUGGAGACGGGCCUGGAGGUGGAGGCCGCCAAGGUGGCGGUGCUGGACGGCGUGGAGCAGCUGGCGAGCAACCUGAGCCGGCAGGCUCAGCGGCUGCACGAGCUGGACGUGGACGUCGACUACCUCUACACCGUCCUCUACAAGAACAACGCGUCCUCGUCUUCGCCGCCCCAGUGCGACUGCGGGCGCCUGGGCGAGGCGGUGGCCUGGCUGGAGGGGGGCGUGGCCAACGCCACCAAACUGGCCCUUGAGAACCGUCUGGCCCUGGAGGACGAGCGGCGGGCGGCGGCGGAGGCUCGGGCGUGGGAGUCCGGCGCCGGCGACUGGGAGGCCGCCGUGGAGGCGCUGCAGACGAGCUUGCAGGAGCUGAAGGAGUCGAUGGCCUCCGAGCAGAGCCGGACGACGACUUUGGAGUCGAGCGUGCGGCGCCUCGGCGUCCUGCUGCAGGAGGCCCGGGCCCGAGCGGAGACCCGGCAAGACGCCCCGUCGGCGUCGGACGGGGAGCUGCGGGAGGAAAUGAAGCGCGUGUUGGCGGAGAUGAAGCGGCUGUCGGCGUCCUUCAACUCGCUGCUGAAGGACGUCAUCCGCCACAGCGACGUCCUGGAGAUCCUGCUGGGCCAGGAGGUGCUGGAGUUCCUGGAGUGGCCCGAACAGGACCAGGAGGCGCACUCCAUCCCGGCCCUCAAGGAGCGUCUCGGCACCCUGCGGCAGACGCUCGGUGCCCGGACGAGCGGCGAGCCAGGAGACGCGGAGGAGGCGCCGUCGUUCCGCUCGAACGAAGGAGGAGGCCGAACGUCCGCGGGAGACGGCGGCGACCUGCGGAAGCUGGAGAGGAGCGUGGAGCAGCUGAAGGCCAAGCUCCACCGCCUGGAGGAGGCGCCCUGCUGCCGGGAUGCCGGCGAUGGCGAGGAGGGGGAGGAGGAGGAGGGGGGGGGGACGGCGCUGCGCACGGAGGUGGCGCGGCUCAAGCGAGGCCUGGAGGAACACCUCAGGACCUUCAAGAAGGUCUUGGGCAACGCCGACGUGCUGGAGAGAAGCGCGCCGCGGCCGGACAACCUGCGGCGGACCGUCGCCUCCCAGGGGGAGAAGAAGCGAGGGAGAGGCGGACGCCGUCGCAACAGGAGGGAGGCGCCGGGCGGGAUGCACCCGCUGACUUGAUUCCAAAAGGGGACAUCAAAUUGACAGUGCGACGGAAAUUCCCUUUGAAAUGGCGUCACGUGUCCCCCAAACGCAUUUUUAACGCACAUGUUUCCCCCCCCAGAUUUUGAUUGGAUAUUUUUUGCUAUUUUUUUGCCAUUUCGUAAUUUUGGCCUGUAAAAAGCUUGCACCGCGUGGACUCGAUCACUUUCA
Hippocampus zosterae (dwarf seahorse) is the source of this 3144-nucleotide messenger RNA. Its product is annotated as multimerin-2-like. The record is from RefSeq and is a predicted model, not a curated record. Bases 115 to 2952 code for a protein of 945 amino acids. Gene Ontology annotation, molecular function: protein binding. The transcript has 10 exons. NCBI's taxonomy places the organism in Eukaryota, Metazoa, Chordata, Actinopteri, Syngnathiformes, Syngnathidae.